Molecule: messenger RNA, 693 nt
Organism: Adineta steineri
Lineage: Eukaryota; Metazoa; Rotifera; Eurotatoria; Adinetida; Adinetidae
Source: the annotation of a GenBank genome assembly
AUGUAUCGUCAUAUCCUUCGUCGUUUAAAUUCAUUUGCAAUUAAAACAUCAUCUAGUUCAUUUCAACAUAUCGCAUGCAUAACAACAAAUCAAUCUUCAUUCCCGGUGAUAUCUAAACCAGCACCUUAUUUCAAAGGUCAAGCAGUUUUUAAUGGACAUUUCAAAGAUAUUGAAUUAUCAGAUUAUAAAGGAAAAUACGUCGUGCUAUUUUUCUAUCCAUUAGAUUUUACAUUUGUUUGUCCAACUGAACUUGUAGGUUUUAAUGAACGUUUAGAUGAAUUCCAUCAACUUGAUACAGAAGUUAUCGGUUGUAGUACUGAUUCAAUACAUAGCCAUCUAGCUUGGAUAAAUACACCGAGAAAACAAGGAGGACUUGGUGGACUUAAAUAUCCGUUAUUAAGUGAUUUCUCUAAGGAAAUAGCACGACGUUAUGGUGUUUUAAUUGAUGAUAAUGGUGGUGUUGCAUUACGUGGUUUAUUUAUUAUUGAUAAACAACAAAUAUUAAAACAAAUAACAAUAAAUGACCUACCUGUAGGUCGUUCCGUUGAUGAAACUCUUCGACUUGUGAAAGCUUUUCAGUAUGUUGAGCAACAUGGUGAAGUAUGUCCUGCGGACUGGAAUGAGAAAACAAACCCAAAUACGAUUAAACCUAAUCCCGUUGAAUCAAAAGAAUAUUUUCGAAAACAAGAAUAA